Molecule: messenger RNA, 2188 nt
Organism: Doryrhamphus excisus (bluestripe pipefish)
Lineage: Eukaryota; Metazoa; Chordata; Actinopteri; Syngnathiformes; Syngnathidae
Gene: cldn34a
Product: claudin 34a
Cellular component (GO): bicellular tight junction; membrane
Molecular function (GO): structural molecule activity
Source: RefSeq, a predicted model, not a curated record
ACCUAUUGCAAAUGCUAGUCAAAGAUCCUGUGUAAAACAGGAGUACGCUUAGCAUUUGCAGUAGGUUCUUAAAAACGGCAGUCAAAGAUCCUAUAUAUAACAGGGAACCUACUGCAAAUGCUAGUCAAAGAUCCUAUAUAAAACGGGAGUACUCUGCAGUUUUUAUGAACCUACUGCUAAAGCUAGUCAAAGAUCCUAUAUAUAACGGGAAACCUAUUGCAAAUGCUAGUCAAAGAUUCUAUAUAUAACAGGAGCACUGCUGUUUUUAAGAACCUAUUGCAAAUGCUAGUCAAAGAUCCUAUAUAAAACGGGAGUACUCUGCAGUUUUUAAGAACCUACUGCAAAUGCUAGUCAAAGAUCCUACAUAUAAAACAGGAGUACUCUGCAGUUUUUAUGAACCUACUGCAAAUGCUAGUCAAAGAUCCUAUAUAAAACGGAAAGCCUAUUGCAAAUGCUAGUCAAAGAUUCUAUAUAUAACAGGAGCACUGCUGUUUUUAAGAACCUAUUGCAAAUGCUAGUCAAAGAUCCUACAUAUAAAACAGGAGUACUCUGCAGUUUUUAUGAACCUACUGCAAAUGCUAGUCAAAGAUCCUAUAUAUAACAGGAGCACUGCUGUUUUUAAGAAUCUAUUGCAAAUGCUAGUCAAAGAUCCUAUAUAAAACGGGAGUACUCUGCAGUUUUUAAGAACCUACUGCAAAUGCUAGUCAAAGAUCCUAUAUAUAACAGGGAACCUAUUGCAAAUGCUAGUCAAAGAUCCUAUAUAUAACGGGAAACCUAUUGCAAAUGCUAGUCAAAGAUCCUAUAUAUGAAAGGACAAGCACUCUGCUGUUUUUAAGAACCUACUCCAAACAUCCUAGUCAAAGAUCCUCUAUAUAACAAGGUUAUUGGAUCUAUUGGUAUAGAUACUGUAUGCAUCUAUAGAUCAUUUCUAAAAGCGUAAUGUGAAAACUGCAGCCCAAGAUCCUCUAUAUUCAGGAAGGAGGGCACGGCUGUUUUAAUGAAUCUAAAGCCAAAAGAUCCUGUCAAAGAUCCUGUGCAUGACAGGAGGGCUCUGCUGUAGUAAGAAGGGCUGACCUUCACUGACGGUGAAGUGGGACCUGGUGCUCCCUGCUGAUGCGGGCCAUCUUUGUGACAGUGCAGGACGUGGGCUUGAGGUCAUGGAUGUCCUGUUGAAGUGAUGAUCUUCUUGGCCCACACGGCCCACUGGCAGUUCCUGGGCCUGCUGGUGGGCUGCCUGGCGUGGAUCCUCACCUUGGCGACGGCCGGCAUCAACGAGUGGCGCCUGUGGCACGUGGACGACCUGUCGGUGGUCACUUCGGGCGUGGCCUGGGUGGGCAUCUGGAGGGCGUGCUUCAACAGUCACGUCCUGGCCCGGGCGGAGAGCUGCCAGAGUGUGGGCUUCUCCGAGGCCUUCGUCCCGGCCGAGGUGAAGGCGGCGCAGGUGAUGAUGGUGCUGGCCAUGGUGUGCGGCCUGGCGGCGAACGUGGGUGGCGGCCUGGCGCUCAGGCUGGUCUACUUCUCGCUGGAGGAGCGCAGGAAGGUGCGCCUGCUCUUCUUGCUUGCGGGGAGCCUCUACGUGCUGACGGGGGCCUUGACCUCCGUGCCCGUGGUCUGGAACAUGACCUCGGUCCUGAACAACGCCACCAUCCCCUUCCCCCCACGCUUCCACCUCCCCGCUGCCCCCGCCAGUCAGCGAGUGGGCGUGGCCAUCGGAGUGGGGCUCUUUGCCUCUAUCUUGAUGCUCAUCAGCGGGAUGCUGUUUCUCUGCUACCGACACGUGUGGCGGACCCUCACCCCCCCCGGACACCCACUAUCCCGUCCCUGGACGUCGAGUGGACAUGCAGAAGGUUCCGGAAGAGCAAAGGAGGAUAUCCGAGGCCGGCACAAUCCGUCUUUCCACGCUGAUCACGUGUCCUGAUGGCUUUGGGGCGGAUCCUCACAAACUUUACGCAGAACUUGGGACAAGAUCUCCUGAAAAGAACAUGUGAUUCAGUUAAUUUCUCUUUAAUUAACUUUCCACAUAAACUAAUCCUUUCUUGAAUCAAGUCCUCCCAAGGCUCACCGUUGCCUCCUGAGGCAGAAAGCGGUAGUGCAGUGAGCCACGCCUCUACUGGCUGCUUUCCUUCUCUUGCAAAUCCCAGCUUCAUCUAAUCAUUCCCAUUUUUCAAUCCCAUUGGCUUGUAUGAAA